This is a messenger RNA of Drosophila hydei, 2006 nucleotides long. It is a transcript of the gene st, whose product is annotated as protein scarlet. Gene Ontology annotation, molecular function: ATP hydrolysis activity; ABC-type transporter activity; ATP binding. Bases 1 to 1986 code for a protein of 661 amino acids. NCBI's taxonomy places the organism in Eukaryota, Metazoa, Arthropoda, Insecta, Diptera, Drosophilidae. Gene Ontology annotation, biological process: transmembrane transport. Gene Ontology annotation, cellular component: plasma membrane. The transcript is spliced from 9 exons. The record is from RefSeq and is a predicted model, not a curated record.
AUGUCAGAUACGGAUAGCAGGCGGCUGGAACAGCACGAGCUGCAGGUGGUGCGCAUUGGCCAAGGCAACGGCAGCUCCAGUGAUAAUGCCAGUCUGGACACCACGCCGAAGCUCUCCAAGCGCAACAGCUCAGAGCGCAGCCUGCCGCUGCGCAGCUACAGCAAAUGGUCGCCCGUGGAGCAGGGCGCGACGCUCGUUUGGAGGGACUUGUGUGUCUACACGAAUGUGGGCUCGGGGCGUGGCAUGAAGCGGAUCAUUAACAACUCAACGGGCGCGGUGCAGCCCGGUUCGCUGAUGGCUCUGAUGGGCGCCAGUGGCUCGGGCAAGACGACGCUAAUGUCAACACUGGGCUACAGGCAGCCAGCUGGCACUGUGGUUCAAGGUGAUAUACUGAUCAAUGGCCGGCGCGUUGGUCCCUUUAUGCAUCGCAUCAGCGGCUAUGUCUAUCAGGACGAUCUCUUCAUAGGCUCGCUCACUGUGCUGGAGCAUCUGAACUUUAUGGCCCAUCUGCGCUUGGAUCGGCGCGUUUCCAGCGAAGAGCGUCGCUUGAUCAUCAAGGAGCUGCUGGAGCGCACGGGUCUGCUUUCCGCCUCCCACACGCGCAUUGGCAGCGGAGACGAUGAGAAGGUUCUGUCUGGCGGUGAACGCAAGCGUCUGGCCUUUGCCGUCGAGCUGCUCAACAAUCCGGUGAUUCUCUUCUGCGAUGAGCCCACAACGGGACUCGAUUCGUAUAGCGCCCAGCAGCUGGUGGCUACGCUGCACGAGCUGGCACAGAAGGGCACCACCAUCCUAUGCACCAUUCAUCAGCCCAGCUCUCAGCUCUUCGACAACUUCAACAAUGUGAUGCUGCUGGCGGAUGGGCGUGUCGCCUUCACGGGAUCGCCGCAGCAUGCGCUGAGCUUCUUUGCGGACCAUGGCUACUAUUGCCCGGAGGCGUACAAUCCGGCGGACUUUCUUAUUGGCGUGCUGGCCACAGAUCCCGGCUACGAGCAGGCCUCCCAGCGCUCCGCGCAGCAUCUGUGCGAUCAGUUCGCCGUCAGCUCGGCGGCCAAGCAGCGCGAUAUGUUGGUCAACUUGGAGAUUCACAUGGCGCAGUCGGGCAACUUUCCCUACGAUACGGAACUGGACUCCUUCCAGGGCGUCGCCUGGUACAAACGCUUCCAUGUCGUCUGGCUGCGUGCCUCGCUGACGCUGCUACGCGACCCGACCAUACAGUGGAUGCGCUUUCUGCAGAAGAUGGCCAUGGCCUUCAUCAUUGGCGCCUGCUUUGCGGGCACCACGGAGCUAACGCAGCUGGGCGUGCAGGCGGUGCAGGGCACCAUCUUCAUCAUGAUAUCGGAGAACACCUACCAUCCCAUGUACUCCGCGCUGAACAUCUUCCCUCAGGGCUUUCCGCUCUUCAUGCGUGAAACCCGCUCCGGCUUGUACACCACGGCUCAGUACUACGUCGCCAACAUUUUGGCCAUGCUGCCUGGCAUGAUUAUCGAGCCGCUGCUGUUCGUCGUCAUCUGCUAUUGGCUAACAGGAUUGCGUGCCACCUUGUAUGCCUUCGGCAUUACGGCCAUUUGCGUUGUCCUGGUGAUGAAUGUGGCCACCGCCUGCGGCUGCUUCUUCUCCACGGCCUUCAACUCGGUGCCGCUGGCGAUGGCGUAUCUCGUGCCGCUUGAUUACAUUAUCAUGAUUACGUCGGGCAUCUUCAUCAAAAUUAGCUCGCUGCCUGUGGCAUUCUAUUGGACACAGUUUCUAUCCUGGAUGCUCUAUGCGAACGAGGCCAUGACAAUUGCCCAAUGGUCAGGCGUGCAGAACAUAACCUGCUUUGGAGAGAGCGCUGAUUUGCCCUGCUUCCACACCGGGCAGGAUGUGCUGGACAAGUAUAGCUUCAUAGAGGCGAACCUCUAUCGCAAUCUCUUGGCCAUAGUCGGCAUCUACUUCGGCUUCCAUCUGCUGGGCUACUACUUCCUCUGGCGCCGCGCGCGCAAGAUCUAGGCAGAAAUUGGCGCCGCUUC